UUGACUUUGACAGUUCAUUUUUCAUGAUCUUUAGUAAACGUGAUUUAUUUUAUAUUCUAAGGUAAACGUAAACAAUCUUUAUAUCAAUAUAAACAAUAAACAGGCAUUAAACUCAUUGACUUAUUUUAAGCUAACUAAACUAAAAAUGUCGUUAAACAACAGGAUCUCCGAAAGAUUGUCCCAGUGUUACAGAGGAAAACAUCAGAUGCAAAACACAUUCAACGAACAGAAACAAAACACAAUUUCUGAUGAUGAAAAAAUACUGCUGCUUCAGUAUGCAAGCAAACAACAGUUAAAUAAUUAUUAUGAAUGUCAAGACACUGUUAACAAUUCAUUCCAUUAUAAAUGGGCCGAGGUGUCGAAAAUAUUUAAAGAAAAAGGCUAUAAGAGGGAACCUGAAGAAUUGGCAAAAUACUUCCUAUCAAUGAAACAUACAGCCAUGUCGAGAUUUAAAGGUUAUUUCUUUAAUAAAAAUAAAAGACCCACGAUACCAGGAGAUUAUGUACUUGCAAAUUUAUUUCCCGAGUAUUUUGAGAGUCUCGGUUUCGAUAUGAGUGAAUUGAUGACAGAUUCUAAAAAAUAUUCAAAGCAAAUACUGGAAUAUUUAGUCCCCAUUGAAGAUCAAGAACACCCUACUUUAUUGAAGGAUGUAGCAUCCUUAUGUAAUUUAAACGACGUAGAGUCUCAACAAAAUUUAAAGAGACCUCAUUCAGAGGAUGUCGAAGGACCUUCAAAUAAAAUCACCAAAGAAGUCCACGAAGACGAAGAUGUUUUGUACGAAAGAGUUUUGGAUAUAACACGAGGAAAAAACAGGAAAAACAAUGAAGACGAAGGAAAAACCAACAGUGAAGCUACUCCCUUACUAUCUUUAAUAAAGGAAAAUAAUUCUUUAACAGAUGAUAGAAAUGCACUUGAAGCGAAACUUCUUGCUGCAGAAAAGCAGUUGAGAGAGAAAGAUGAUGAGCUUGAACGCAAAAAUUUAGAAAUAUCACUUUUGAAAGAGCGACACGCGAAUGAAUUAGAAAUAGAAAAAAUUGAACAUUUAUUUUAUUAAAUUAAAUUUUAGUAUUA
Molecule: messenger RNA, 1071 nt
Organism: Diabrotica virgifera virgifera (western corn rootworm)
Lineage: Eukaryota; Metazoa; Arthropoda; Insecta; Coleoptera; Chrysomelidae
Exons: 4
Coding region: 146-1054 (302 amino acids)
Source: RefSeq, a predicted model, not a curated record